AUGAUUUUCGAACCCGCCGAACGGGUUCUUCUUCCAACUAAGGACUUACUCUCUUUCAUCUUCGACGAUCCGCCUUACGACCAAGAUAAACCGAUUUAUAUCGAUGUUAAGAACCCAAAACGGCAGAUUUCAUGUAACCAGGCCCGCAAGCUGAUUCGUCAAUUAAUUGCUGGUUUGCGAGCAGCGGGUCUCCAAAAGGGCGACUGUGUUCUAAUUCACUCUUUUAAUGAUGUGCGGCUACACAACCAUGACGCCACCAUACUUGUUCUCGCCAUCAUUGGCGCAGGUGGUGUAUUCACGGGAUCUAAUCCGUCUUAUACACCAAACGAGCUCGCACAUCAUAUCAGAGCUGCUGAAAGCAAGUUUUUGGUCUCGGAACCAGAAAUAUUGGAGUCUCUCGUUCUUGCAGCAAAACAAACAGACAUCACCAAGGAGAACAUCUGGAUCUUCGACAACCUAUGCCAACCCAUCCCCCAAGGAAUGAAAUCAUGGAGGGACAUGAUGAAGCAUGGCGAAGAAGACUGGGUACGGUUUGACAGCCUUGAAGCAGCACAUACCACCACUGCGGCGAGACUAUUUAGUAGUGGAACAACAGGCCUUCCGAAGGCUGUCACUAUCACGCACUUCAAUCUCAUCGCCCAGCAUGAACUUGUGCUGGGUCACCAGCCCCGUCCGUAUGAUGUAUCUCGAGUAAUUGCCGUUCCUGUCUUCCACGCGUCAGCUGCUCCCGUGGCUCACAUCUCUACCUUGAAAGGAGGCUACACAGCUUAUAUGAUGCGAAGAUUUGCCUUGGAAGAGUUCUUGGAUACCGUUGAAACAUACAGCAUCACAGAUCUAGCAAUGGUUCCACCUAUCGUGAUUGCAAUCCUGAUGUCCCCGAUCUCUCAGGGUAAACUGUUUUUGAAAAAAGUUCGACUCGCGGCCUGCGGUGCAGCCCCAUUGGACAAGGACGUCCAGGCUCGAUUCCGGGCCAUGAUGGGUGCGAGUAGCCCAUUCACACAAGUCUGGGGCAUGACGGAGACCUCAUGUAUAGCAACGCACUUUCCUUAUCCUGAACAUGAUGACACUGGCUCAGUUGGACGAUUAAUUCCAAAUUUAGAAGCGAAGCUUAUUGAUGAAUUGGGCAACAAUAUUUCUGCCUUCGGGGUGCGCGGAGAAUUAUGCGUUCGGGGCCCGACCGUGACGCCCGGUUAUUAUAAAAACUCGGAGGCCAAUGCAGAAUCGUUCGACGCGGAUGGUUGGUUCAAGACAGGCGACAUCGGAUACUGCGAUGAAUCGAGCCGUAAAUGGUACAUCGUGGACCGAAGAAAAGAACUUAUCAAAGUUCGAGGCUUUCAAGUGGCUCCACCUGAACUUGAAGCGGUCCUUCUAUCACACCCUCAGAUUAUUGAUGCGGCUGUAAUUGGGAUUACUGUUCCCGGAGCGGACACUGAAUAUCCUCGUGCCUACGUUGUUCGACGGCCGGGUGAAGAGGGCAAGAUUCUCGUGGAGUCAGAUGUACAGAAAUGGGGGUUGGAGCGUUUAUCUCGAUACAAAGCGUUGACUGGGGGUGUCAAAUUUGUUGGUUCAAUUCCUAGGAAUCCAAGUGGGAAGAUUUUGAAAAGGGUACUCAGGGAAGACGCAAAGAAAGAGGUUGCCAAUGGGACUCUUCGGCCUCAUCUCUGA
Molecule: messenger RNA, 1665 nt
Organism: Penicillium angulare
Lineage: Eukaryota; Fungi; Ascomycota; Eurotiomycetes; Eurotiales; Aspergillaceae
Product: acyl--CoA ligase
Exons: 5
Coding region: 1-1665 (554 amino acids)
Biological process (GO): secondary metabolic process
Molecular function (GO): CoA-ligase activity
Source: RefSeq, a predicted model, not a curated record